AUGACGCCUGCCCCCGCCCCCGCGACCACUCACCCGCCAAACCCCACCUUCCCCCCUCACCCCGCUCCCCGCAACUGGCUCAUCACCGCCUGCACCUCCCCCAUCGGCAUCGCCAUCGCGCGUCAAGUGCUCUCCCACGGCGACAACGUGAUCGCAGGCCUGAAUCCGCGACACCUUGCAGAAGGGCACGGUGACGGAGGGGAGGAAGAGGGGGAUGCGCAGCGAGGAGAGGAGUUCCGGGAAUUCUGGCGGGAGUGUGAGGAGGAAGGAUGGAAAGAGAGGUGUAAGGGGGUGGAGUUGGAUGGGAGUGUGAUGGGACUGUGCCAAGCUGCUGUUGCUGAGGCGGUGGAGGUAUUUGGCAAGUUGGAUAUUCUGCUAUGUUGCGCGAGCGAAGCGCUGGUCGGCACGGUUGAAGAGCUCGCGGCCUCUCCACGGACACAAACUUUAGUACGGGAACAAUUCGAAAGCAACUUCUUCGGUCCUGUCAAUUGCAUCAAGGCAGCAUUACCGACGAUGCGGAGAAGGAAUAGUGGACAUGUAAUGAUAUUGACAGGUAUAACCGGGCAUCUGGGAACUCCGGGUUUAGGGAUGUAUUGCGCUGCCGGGUGGGCACUUGAAGGCUUCUGCGAUAGCCUCGCGUAUGAGAUUGCUCCCUUCAAUAUCAAGAUGACUAUCGUCCAACCUACGAUGGAAAUUGGUGUCCUAACCAACAAGAUCAUAUCUGCGCCCUCGAUGCCCCAGUAUUCACCGGACAACAACCCGGCGCCUUUGUUCAGGGGUAUAAUUGGAGGUCUGUUAGAUCGUCUUGAUCUUGUCCAGCAGAAUGGAAACUAUGAGCCUGCCUCUUUGGCAGGCGACCGAAUCCAAACCCUCUACCCGAAGCUUCCGCCCGAGAUGCAGUCUUCGCUUCUUGCGGAGACGAUCAAUGCCAUCACAGCGAUCGGCGGACAUGACAAUCCGCCCGCGAGACAUAUCGUUGGCCAUGAAGGUGUAGCCAGUGUGAAAGAGAAGUUGAAAACUGUGAGCGAGGAGCUGGAGGAUUUCGUGGACUGCAGCUGUGCGGUUGAUAUCGAUGACGGCCAUGGCAUCGAAGAUGCAAACGGCAGUAUAGAUGGGAUGUUGUAG
This is a messenger RNA of Letharia lupina, 1125 nucleotides long. RefSeq lists its product as uncharacterized. The record is from RefSeq and is a predicted model, not a curated record. Lineage: Eukaryota; Fungi; Ascomycota; Lecanoromycetes; Lecanorales; Parmeliaceae. The transcript has 4 exons. The coding region runs from base 1 to 1125 and encodes 374 amino acids.